Messenger RNA from Staurois parvus, 318 nucleotides. The record is from the annotation of a GenBank genome assembly. Lineage: Eukaryota; Metazoa; Chordata; Amphibia; Anura; Ranidae.
AUGUACAUACACACACAUAUGUACAUACACAGAAAUACACACGCACAGACGCAUGUACAUACACACGUACAUACAUACACAGACACAUGUACACAAACACACAUGUACAUGCACAAACACACACAUACACAUGUACACACACACAUACAUGUACAUACACACAGACACAUGUACAAUUGUACAUGCAUACACAGACACACACAAACACACACACCACCCCCCCCCCCCUCCCCCCAUAAAAAGUUGCAGUACUUCGUUGUUCACUCACAGAUCCGGGUACUGCACUCCAGGGGGAGGCAGAGAGCACAGCACACACUC